GGUGUUUGGUUUCAGCUUCCUGCGUGAAAUCUGACUAACUUUUUUAAGGAUCCAACGUUUUUAGACUUGUUUUAAAAAGUCAUGAUUCAUGAUGAAAUGAGUUUGUCUAAAGUCAGCAGAGGAAGGAAGUGCUUAAACUCAACAACUGACUUCCUCCCAGUGCUUUGAGGAUCCACAACAAUGUGAUCGAACUGCCGCUCAAAAUGAAACGCUCCCUGUGCCUGCUCUUUCUGUGCCUUUUCUCUUCGACAUCUGUGGACUGUGCCACCAAUGGAUCCGGAUACUUCAUGACAGCCGACUUCAGGUGCGCCAUGUACUCCAGAGAGCGCACGCAUGUGGAGUAUCUGGUGGACUGGCAUUUCAACGAAGAGUUUGUGAUGCAGUACAACAGCACGGUUGGCAAAUGGACGGGCUUCACUCCGGGCGGGAUGAUCACUGCAUCUCUGUUCAAUGGAGACUUCUACGACGUGCAGCAGAGAAAAGUGGAGAAGCAGCUGAUAUGUGUCGACCAUGUCGAUAUGAUAUUCAACGUGACCGAGGAAAGCAUUGCUGAGCCCAGCGUCACUCUCGUGGAGUCCACCAGCUCCAGUAAAAACGCCAUGCUCGUGUGCAGCGCCUACGACUUUUACCCCAAAAACAUCAGGCUGACGUGGCUCAUGAACGGGCAGGAAGUGACCUCGGGCGUGACCUUUAGCGACGUGUUGACAAACGGGGAUUGGACCUAUCAGGUCCACUCUUACCUGGAGUACACACCUUCAAUCCGACAGGACAGAGUCAGCUGUAUGGUGGAGCACGCCAGCCUCAGGGAACCAAAGAUUUAUCACAGAGACUUAAAUCAGUCAGAUAGGAGGCUCUUGAUUGGUGGAGUUUGUUUUCUGGUGUUGGGAGCGGUGUUUCUGUCCUUGGGACUGAUGCAGUACAGGAGAAAACGAGGAAAUGGAGCCAAUGCAGACGUGCUAAAAUCUGUACUUCCUCGAGUGGUUGAAGUUGGAUAUCCGUGUAACGGUACAGAUGACUUAUUAGAGCACCCAGGCGUCAUUGGGCCCGCCUGGUCUGAGGUCUGCCAUGUUGAUCCACGUCUAUGGUGGUGACCAGAACAAACAGCGCUUUGGAAACCUCAGUCUCCAUAAGUCCCCAUGUUCAAAUGUCCAACUUCACAGCAGAAAUAAACAUGUUUACAGCCUG
Molecule: messenger RNA, 1185 nt
Organism: Larimichthys crocea (large yellow croaker)
Lineage: Eukaryota; Metazoa; Chordata; Actinopteri; Sciaenidae
Product: rano class II histocompatibility antigen, A beta chain
Exons: 5
Coding region: 204-1091 (295 amino acids)
Biological process (GO): immune response; antigen processing and presentation
Cellular component (GO): membrane; MHC class II protein complex
Source: RefSeq, a predicted model, not a curated record